This is a messenger RNA of Solanum verrucosum, 1149 nucleotides long. RefSeq lists its product as uncharacterized. The coding region runs from base 1 to 1149 and encodes 382 amino acids. The record is from RefSeq and is a predicted model, not a curated record. Lineage: Eukaryota; Viridiplantae; Streptophyta; Magnoliopsida; Solanales; Solanaceae. The transcript has a single exon.
AUGGAGGACGACGAUAGAGGGCUGGUUGUAGUUACUCGCAGUGGAAUUGUGGUAAUAGGUAAUUUGAUGGGAAAUAAAGAUGAUCAAAAGCAUGAAGAAAGUAAAGGCAUGGAGGAACAAGAGUUACUUAUUCAUCAAAACCUUGCCAAAAAACCACAUAAGGAAGUGGAACAACAUGUUCAAAUUCCAAAAGUCAUACAACCUUUACCCAAAAUACCUCCACCAUUUCCCCAACGCCUAAAGAAGAAGAAUGAAGAUGAGAAGUUCAAGAAAUGUUUAUCGGUGUUCAAGACACUAUCAGGCAACCUCCCCCUUGUGGAAGCAUUGUUGGAAAUGCCGGGGUACGCCAAGUUCAUGAAAGAGUUGGUCCCAAAGAAGAGAAGUUUGGAUUUUGAGACAGUUGAAGUUUCCCAUAGUUGCAGUGCAAUUAUGACUAAGGAGCUGAUAAAAAAUAGAGAAGAUCCUGGGGCAUUCACCAUUCUCUGCACCAUAGGCAUGCUCCAAUUCGCUAAAGCUUUAUGCGACCUAGGAGCAAGAAUCAACUUAAUGCCCUAUGCGAUGUACAAAAACCUCUGGUUGGGUGAACCGAAAACAACCACAAUGAGACUCUUCAUGGCAGACCGCUCAAUCAAAGAUCUCGUGGGGAUACUUUAUGACAUCUUGGUGAAGGUCGAUAGGUUCAUUUCUUUGGAUGAUUUUUUUAUUUUAGAUUGUGAAAUAGAUGUUGAAAUUCGCUUAAUUUUGGGAAGGCCAUUCUUAGCAACCGGGAGAGCAUUGGUAGAUGUUGAAAGUAGAGAAGUGAAGUUUUGGGUGAACGAAGAUGAAGUAACCUUUAAUAUUUUCAAAUCCAUGAAACCCCCAACUGAUAUUCAUGUGGUGUCCACUGAUGAUAUUAUCGAUAAGGCGGUGGAUAGCGUAAGCCAUUUGAUGUGCAUGAAUGAACCCCUAGAAGUUGUACUUGCUAAUUAUGAUGAAUCCGAAAUUCAAGGCUUUGGGGAGGUAGUAGUUGCUUUGACCGGUUUAGGAGGGUAUUCAAAGACUCCAAUCAAGUUGGAUAUUGACCUAAAAAAUAGAGAGAAUCCUCCCACAAAGCCAUCAACAGAAGAAUCACCUAAUCUGGAAUUGAAAGCACUUCCAUCUCAUCUCUGA